Molecule: messenger RNA, 1865 nt
Organism: Boeremia exigua
Lineage: Eukaryota; Fungi; Ascomycota; Dothideomycetes; Pleosporales; Didymellaceae
Product: glucosidase II beta subunit-like protein-domain-containing protein
Exons: 3
Coding region: 50-1696 (548 amino acids)
Biological process (GO): retrograde protein transport, ER to cytosol; endoplasmic reticulum unfolded protein response
Cellular component (GO): endoplasmic reticulum lumen
Source: RefSeq, a predicted model, not a curated record
GCUUAUAAUCCUUCUCGAGCUUCGGCCCUGCACCUGUUAGUAUCCCAAGAUGAGGGGCUUCUGGGCGCUACCGGCAGUGUUGCGCCUUACUCUCGCGCACCAGCAUGCGUUCAGCGUCUUUGACGACCUGCUCGCGUUUCCACAGUACGAGGUCGCAUGGCCAGACACAUUCAUACUGGAGGACGAUGCGACCGCUCUCCUCAACCAACAGACGCCGCUCGGCAGUACCAGCACGGGCAAGGCCAACUCGCAGCAUACACAGGAUCUUGCUAAACACGAGCGACCUUCCGCAAAUGCACCCCCCGUCGAAGAUGCGCUGCCGGUCAUAUACGAAGCUGUGGUUCUGCAGGGACAGCGAUAUCUAUGCAGCAUACCCAACAUACCAGAUGAUGUGCCACAACAUAACUCUACAAGCGCGGAAGAGGCAAAGGCGGAGGAGGAGAAGGAGCUCGUGCGUGCAACAGACCGUGGAUGGGAGUUGCUAGAGGGCAUGCGUGGCAACUGCAUCUACUACCUGAGCGGGUGGUGGAGCUACAGCUUCUGCUACAAAGAUGAGGUCAAGCAAUUCCACCAGCUGCCCCCAAGUCGUGGCGUGCCCAUCUACCCUCCAGUUGAGGACACGAGCGUGUACAGCUUUGUGCUCGGUCGCUUCUCCAAGGAUGACAAGCGCAAGAAAGAACACGCGCGCAAGACACUGGGCAGCGAACAGGGCAGCAAGGACGCUCUUGACGACGAGGGCAACGCGCCGGAUGAAGAGGAGAAGGCAUUGGAAGUCCCCCGCUUGGAGUCGAAGGGUUCCAGCAGAUACAUGGUGCAGCGCCUCACAGAUGGAACGGUGUGCGAUCUGACUCACGAGCCUCGCAAGAUUGACGUACAGUUCCAUUGCAACCCUCAGUCCGCCGAUAGAAUCGCUAUGAUCAAGGAGACGAGCACCUGCUCUUACCUCAUGGUCAUAGAUACGCCGCGACUUUGUCAUGACGUGGCUUUCUUGCCUCCGCAGAAGAAUCUCGCACACCCAAUCACCUGUCAGGCUGUCAUUCCUGCAACCGACGCCGAAGAAUGGACAGCUGCUGCACUUAAAGCCAAGGCCCGUGAAACAGAGCGCCUUCUCGCCCUGGCGGAGUCAGAAGACAAUGCGAACACAAACCCUCUACGAGAUAUUACCGACGGUCUUGAAGGCUCUACAAAGCGCGGACCCGUCAUCGGUGGUAUCGAGGUUGGCGCAAAGGCUCUUGUUGGCAGCGAAGGCAACGUCAUCGAGAAGAGUGUUGUGGUUGGUGGCGGCAAGGAGACCUACGUCGGCACCGUCGCAAGCAGUGAUGGCACGCAAAUGUCGAAGGAGGAGAUGAAGAGACUGAAUAUCCCAGAUCCAAAGGACGUUGAGAAGUUGAAGAACAAUCUGCGAAAGUUGGCUGGAAAGAAAGGAUGGAAGCUCGAUCUUGUUGACACGCCAAGAGGGAGGGAGUUCAGAGGCAUCAUUGAAGCUGAUGAUGAGGACGAGAAGACGUCCAAGGAAAAGAAGGGUGGUAAAGCAAAAGAGGAGAACGCUUCGAAGCAAGGCAAAACAGAAAAGGGCGCUGGAAAAGGAAUGGGGGCUGGCAAGCAGGAACCAGUUGAGGCUGUAGACGAGGAGGAUGGGGAGUGGGAGGAGGAAUCACAUGAGGGGAGUGAGGAAGUAUAUAAAGACGAAUUGUAGAUUCUCUGUCAUACCAAUUCAGUUCAAGACAGCUCGAUAUCUCUCCGCAAUGCUUGUUGGGACCAAAUAGUUCUUUCAACACUGUCCGGCAAUUACCAGCGUGAAUGUCGAAACCGGCUCGCUAGCCAUGUAGGAUUAUCUGGAAAUAUACGGCAAGUGAAAAUCCCUG